AGAUUAUUAUUUCAACCGAGUAAGAACCCAUAUUUAAGUCGAGACCCAAUCCUUCUCAAAAAAAAAAAGUCGAGACCCAAUAAACCUAACUUCAUAAGUUCUCAGCUGAAACCAAAGGGCUGUUCAUAACUUUUUUUUUUUUUUUUUUUCCUGAUCUGAACAUAGCUGAGUAGUGAUGGAUGUGAAGUAUUUCAAAUCCGAUUCAGAUUUUCUGGCCAAGGAGUGGUGUUAUCGGAGAUGCAAUGGUGGAGUUGAUAGGAUUAGUGAGUUGCCCGAUGAAAUUAUCCUUGGCAUAUUGUCUUUCCUAUCAUUGAGGGAAUGUGUAACCACUAGUGUUCUUUCUUCCCGAUGGUCGGAUUUGUGGAAACACACCCCUAAUCUCAACUUGAAUGCGAAGCUUCUAACCAACCAUUAUCAGGAGCCUAUACAAGGACACGCAUGGGAUGCUGAAAGGUGCAAGUAUAUAGAAAUAGUAAACUCGAUUCUCCAAUCACAUAAAGCCCCUUCAUUGAAAGAAUUCAGAAUCUCUUUGUAUGCAAACAAGUCAGCCCAGUGUGCAGUCGCCAAAUGGCUUGAAUUUGUGCUUUCAAGACACGUUGAGAGAUUGAUUUUGGACUUGGUAUGUGACGAUACGAGAAAUUCGGUUUCAACUUAUGCGGUUUCCCUUGAAGAGUUGUUAAGAGACAGGCCUCAAGAUCUCAUUGGUUUUAAAUCCCUCAAGAGUUUGCGUCUGAAAGGUUUCAGGGUGAGUGGCGAGGCUAUAGACUCGUUCCUAUGUAAUUGCCCCCUGUUGGAGCAAUUGUAUAUCCAUGGAUCAUUUUUGACAUCUGAUGUUGUGGUUUGUGGCACGGCACUCAGGCUAAAGCUCUUUCAUAUAGAUAAUUGCUAUGGUUCUAGUGAAAAUUCCAUAAAAGUUUCUGCUCCAAAUCUUACUUGGCUCGGGGUCUGCGCAACACUGAAAUUGAUACUUGAGAAUAUCCCAAAACUUACUAGAGCGUAUUAUACCUGUCCAUUUCCAAGACCAGAUUAUACCAAACAAUUUGCUUCUUCAGUAUUUUCCUGCGUUUCCCGACUGCAAAAUCUCAACUUGAAUCUCUGCUCUACUAAGGUGUUUUUACCAAAUGCCAUUCCUCAAAUGCCUAACUUGAAGAAGUUGGCCGUUGGAUAUGAUGGUGUAGCGUAUGAACCCGUUCUCCAGCCAGUAACAGCUUUAAUACGAGCAUCUCCUCGUCUUCAAGAACUCAAAUUACAGGUUGCGCGCCCGGGAAGAUCUCAUACUACAUGCAAAAGUGGUGAAAGACAUCGGCACCGGCAUCUCAAAGUGUUCGAGUUCAUAGGAUUUUUUGAGCGUGAAGGCGAUCAUAUCGAAUUGCUGAAAUAUGUUUUGGAUAAUUGCGCAGCGCUUGAGAAAAUAAUUCUCAAUUGUUCAUCAUGGUCUAGGUUUGUAUAUAAAUUAGAGGCUCAGCCACGAGCUGCCAGAGACCGCCUCGAGCAACUGCUUGAUGGCAAAGUAGAUGACCGUAUUCAGCUAUAUAUUACUCCCUCCGUCCGCCAAAAGUAGACUACUUUGGUUGGGCACGGGAUUUAAUAAAAUUGGUGAUGAUUUUGAUAUAGUGGAGAAAGGGUCCCACCACUUUAUUAGAUGUGUGGUUGAGAUUGAAUUUGGGGUGGUUUUUUUGUAAAUAAAUAGUGUUUGUAAGGAUAAAAGAUUAAAGUGGGUGAUGGGACCAUUUCCAUAAAAGGAAAGUGGUAUACUCUUUGCGGACGCCCAAUAUAGUAAAAAUGGUCUACUUUUGGCGGACGGAGGGAGUAUUUAAUUAUACUUGUCAUUUUCUACUGUUAUUUAUGAUUUUGAACUAAGAUUUUUAUUUAAUGUUAUGUAAUGUUUUGUUACAAGUUAUUACUGUAUUAUAUAAAUCAAAUUACAACUC
Messenger RNA from Salvia miltiorrhiza (redroot sage), 1931 nucleotides. Its product is annotated as F-box/LRR-repeat protein At3g26922-like. The record is from RefSeq and is a predicted model, not a curated record. NCBI's taxonomy places the organism in Eukaryota, Viridiplantae, Streptophyta, Magnoliopsida, Lamiales, Lamiaceae. Bases 176 to 1561 code for a protein of 461 amino acids. Gene Ontology annotation, molecular function: protein binding. The transcript has 5 exons.